Ichthyophthirius multifiliis is the source of this 1521-nucleotide messenger RNA. RefSeq names its product immobilization antigen variant b protein, putative. The transcript has a single exon. Lineage: Eukaryota; Ciliophora; Oligohymenophorea; Hymenostomatida. The record is from RefSeq and is a predicted model, not a curated record.
AAUUUUUUAAAACAAUAAUAAUAUUAAAUAUAAAUAAUAAUAAAAAAAUGAAAUUUAAUAUUUUAAUAAUUUUGAUUAUUUCCUUAUUUAUUAAUGAAUUAAGAGCUGUUAAUUGUCCUAAUGGUGCUGCAAUUGCGAAUGGAUAAUCUGAUACAGGAGCUGCAGAUAUAAAUACUUGUACUCAUUGCUAAAAACACUUUUACUUUAAUGGUGGUAAUCCUGCAGGUCAGGCUCCUGGUGCUGCACAAUUCAAUCCAGGUGUUAGUCAGUGCAUAGCUUGCCAAGUACACAAAGCCGAUUCUCAACACAGAUAAGGUGGUGAUGCUAAUUUAGCCGCAUAAUGUAGCAACUUAUGUCCUGCUGGCACUGCAGUUGAAGAUGGAUAACCUACUUUUACUUAAUCCCUCUCAUAAUGUGUUAAUUGUAAAGCUAACUUUUACUUUAAUGGUGGUAAUCCUACAGGUCAGGCUCCUGGUGCUGGAUAAUUCGAUCCAACUUAAUUGAUUGUAAAUCCUGAUAAUAAUCCUGAAGUUCCUAAUGUUUCUGGCCCUAAUGGUUAAUGCGUAGCUUGCUAAGUAAACAAGUCUGAUUCUCAAUUAAGACCAGGUGCUUAGGCUAAUUUAGCCACAUAAUGUAACAAUGAAUGUCCUACUGGCACUGCUAUUCAAGACGGAGCAAUAUUUAUUUAUACUUAAUCAAUCUCAUAAUGUACUUUUUGUAAAGUUGACUUUUACUUUAAUGGUGGCAAUCCUUCAGCUCAGAAUCCUGGUAAUGGAUAAUUCACUCCAGGUUAAUUGAUUGUAAAUCCUGAUGCUGCUACUGUUGCUUAAAUUCCUAUGGUUCCUGGCCCUAAUAGUAAAUGCGUAGCUUGCGAAUCAAAAAAGACCAAUUCUUAAUCCAGAUCAGGUCUUGAGGCUAAUUUAGCCGCAUAAUGUGGCACUGAAUGUCCUGCUGGCACUCUUGUUACAGACGGAGUAACACCUACUUAUACUGUAUCACUCUCAUAAUGUGUUAAUUGUAAAGCUGGCUUUUACUAAAAUAGUAAUUUCGAAGCAGGUAAAAGUUAAUGCAAUAAGUGUGCAGUAAGUAAAACUGGUUCAGCAUCUGUUCCAGGUAAUAGUGCUACUUCAGCCACAUAAUGUUAAAACGAUUGCCCUGCUGGUACAGUGGUUGAUGAUGGUACAUCAACUAAUUUUGUAGCUUUAGCAAGUGAAUGUACUAAAUGUUAGGCUAACUUUUAUGCAUCAAAAACAUCUGGUUUUGCAGCAGGUACUGAUACAUGUACUGAAUGUUCUAAAAAAUUAACUUCUGGUGCUACAGCUAAAUUAUAUGCUGAAGCUACUUAAAAAGCAUAAUGCGCCAGUUCCACUUUCGCAAAAUUUUUAUCAAUGUCCUUAAUAUUUAUUUCUUUCUAUUUGUUGUGAUGAAUAAAAUAAUACUUGUUAUUUAUUUAUUUUAUUUUAUGUUUAAUAAAUUAAAAAUAAAAUUCAAAAUUUAUGAAAAUAUUUUUUUAUAUAAAUA